AUGAGUUCUGGAAGAGGACCCGGAAACAGCGGCUCAGGACAGCCUGCCCGGAGACAGGUCGCCUUGAAGUCGAUGGCUGGGACAAGCGGUAGUGGAAUGGCGCAGGGCGAGGGCUCCAAGCGGAAUUCAUCGGCUUCUGGAGGCCGCAAGUAUGCCUCCCGUGCUUGCUGUGAUGGGAAUCCUUGUUCAUCAUGCCGCAAAGAAGGUGUUGCGUGUGUAAUGGAUCUUCAGUCAGAUCAGCGCCGACAGAUGAAUCGUACAAGUCGCAAUGCUCGGGAUAGACUCCAGGAGAAGUUGGUCGACGUCAUGCGCUGUGCACCAUUGUCUGACGCGCAGCUGAUGUUCGAGGCCAUCAGGCACGACUCGGUACCAGCCCAACUAGAGACCUUGGCUGACCAGUUGCUGUCGAAGGUGGCCGAUGUCUCUGACACCAACGGCUUUGACCACGACGGUUCCUUUCAGUUGGACGGGUCCCAGCUUUCCGAUAUCGUCGAUGAUAACGAUCAGGACCUCGCUGCUUCGGAAUUGUCCUAUACAGCUGCGGCUGGCUCGUGCGACCACACAGACGAUGAUGUUCCAAGUGUGCUCUCAGCUUCAUCCUGGCCAGCAGUUGGCAUUCACAUUGACCGGGCGCAGAUCCUCCAGGCCAUGCUGAGUUUCGUGGAGGCAGCCAGAUCACAGUUGGCGAGUGGCAUGAUGGACCCCGUCGUUAGCCUCAGCCUGACUGGACUUGACCUCGAUUUGUUCUUCAGGGAUCGCAUGGCCUCUGAUGCUCAUACAGUCUCAACAUGGGCAUAUGUCGGAACCACGGACUACAAUGGCUGA
Molecule: messenger RNA, 825 nt
Organism: Cyphellophora attinorum
Lineage: Eukaryota; Fungi; Ascomycota; Eurotiomycetes; Chaetothyriales; Cyphellophoraceae
Exons: 3
Coding region: 1-825 (274 amino acids)
Source: RefSeq, a predicted model, not a curated record